Botrytis deweyae is the source of this 1011-nucleotide messenger RNA. RefSeq lists its product as uncharacterized. The record is from RefSeq and is a predicted model, not a curated record. The transcript is spliced from 3 exons. NCBI's taxonomy places the organism in Eukaryota, Fungi, Ascomycota, Leotiomycetes, Helotiales, Sclerotiniaceae. Bases 217 to 1011 code for a protein of 264 amino acids.
CCAAGGGUCUCGUAGAUAUCUGGGAAUGGGUACCCAAUGGGAUAUCGUAUGGAUAAUUUGAGUAGAUCCAAACGAAUUCCUAUUAAAGCAGGUGCCCAGCGAUUGUGCCCUUUUCUCCCCUCCCCUUAAUCUUCUUUCUUUCCAAGUUUUCAAUCUAGGUGAAUACAUCAAUUGUCUCGAGUAUCACGGUGCUUUGUGAAAGGGAAUGUUGAGGUUAUGAAACGCGCCACUAGAGUGGCUAUCGUUGCGAUAGUACUCUUUUUCAAUCUUCUUUUCGUGUUUUUUCAUCUGCGCAAUAUCUUUACUGUUUUCGAUAUCGUGGGUGCGUCAAUCGAUGGGUACAUUCCUCGGCCAGUGAAGACCGGACAAGAUAGAGCUGUGGUGAUUCCGCACUUAAAGACUGAAGACAUAAGCUGGGUUGAGGAGUUUUUACCUGAUUGGCAGUCAUACAUUUACGCUGUUGACGAUCCAGAUGCCAAACUACAUACGCGAAACAAAGGCCAUGAGUCAAUAGUGUAUCUCACAUAUAUUAUUGACAAUUACGAUAAGCUUCCUUCGAUAAGCGCUUUCCUCCAUGCCCACCAAAAUGACGUAGCUGGUCACGAUAACGUUAUUUCUUUAAACACUCUCAACCUUGAUUUUGUACAAGAACAAGGCUACGUAAAUCUUCGAUGUGCUUUGAAGCCCGGCUGUGCACUAUCAGAUGUUGCCCCUAACACACACAUCAACCCGGAGAUCUGGAUGCAAGUAUUCGGGAACGAUACGGCUAUGCCCGCAGAGAUCGGCGCAACAUGUUGUGCUCAAUUUGCGGUUUCGAAAUUACAGAUAUUGCAAAGAAAAAAGGAGGAGUACAUACACUAUCGGGAUUGGGUACUCCAAACUCCAUUACCGGACCGAGAAAGUGGGAGAGUUAUGGAAUAUCUUUGGCAUAUCAUAUUUGGGAGGGAUGCCAUGCAUUGCCCAGAGCCCAAUCAAUGUUAUUGUGACGUAUAUGGCAGGUGCGAUCAAUGA